Molecule: messenger RNA, 3249 nt
Organism: Miniopterus natalensis
Lineage: Eukaryota; Metazoa; Chordata; Mammalia; Chiroptera; Miniopteridae
Source: RefSeq, a predicted model, not a curated record
GCAGUGUGGGUGUCAGCUGCCCCAAGGGGAUAGGGAGGGUGAUGUGGCAGUGUCCCCUGGCCUGGCCUCCUCCCCCACUGCCGGUCCAUUCACCCUUGCUGAUGUUGCUUUUCAGCAAAUGUGUGUAGCCUCUUAGGUGCUAGGCAGGGGCCUCCUGUGUUUUCUGGCUCCAAAAGCUUCCCCACCCCCUGCCCCAUAGUGGUCAUAUUCACAGACACCCCCCCUUCCCCCCGCUUUGUGCCACAGAUGAUCAUCCUGGUGCACUGGCUGCUGACGACCUGGGGCUGCCUCACGUUCGGGGGCCCCUAUGCCUGGGCCAACUUCACCAUCCUGGCCUUGGGCGUGUGGGCCGUCGCUCAGCGGGAUUCCAUUGACGCCAUAAGCAUGUUUCUGGGUGGCUUGGCGGCCACCAUCCUCCUGGACAUCAUUCACAUCAGCAUCUUCUACCCGCGGGUCAGCCUCACGGACACGGCGCGCUUCGGUGCCGGCAUGGCCAUCCUCAGCCUGCUCCUGAAGCCGGCCUCCUGCUGCCUGGUCUACCACAUGUACCGGGAGCGCGGGGGUGAGCUCGUGCUGCACGCCGGUUUUCUUGGACCAUCACAGGAGCACAGUGCCUACCAGACAAUUGACUCACCAGAGGUCCCUGCAGGCCUUUAUGCCAGCCAGGAGGGCAAGGGUUAUACCCCCCAAGGGUACUGAAACCAGCCCCACUGCCCUGGCCCGGCUCAAGGGCCAGAAUGACAGACUGUAGGGGAGGGUCUGCAGGGCCUUCCUUGUGCCCUGGACACUGUUCUUGGGCUGCACCUGACCCCCUUUCUUGGACCUAAUGUGGGAUGUGUCCCCCUGUUCCCCAUCUCAGGUGUUGCCUGAGUGCACCUGUGCAUACACCUGUCCCAAGCUCCGGAGGCCCUCCCUCCCUUCCAGGUACCCCGCUGGUCCCAGGCUGGGAACCGUGGUCACUUUAUUCACCUCUGCCUUAGCUGCUCCGUGCAGGCCUCAGGCCAGGCUACUCCUGAACCUGGCAGAGUCCAGCCUCUAAGGGCCAGUGAUGCCCCUGCCCUGGGCCUCUCGCAGUUGUCAAGCCCUCCCGCAGAGGGGCACAGGGUAAUGUCCUGGUACUUCUCACUACCUGAUCACUUGGUCCUGGGAACCCCGGGGCUGGAGGCAGGAGGUGUCGGCUACACUUGAGACCCACCAUACUCCUCAGCUGCCCUUCUCAGAGGCAUAGCAUUAAAGUUUGGGGAAUUGUGUAGCUGGGUGUGUGUUGAGCCAUGUUUAAUAUCCCAGCUGGGGUGGGCCGUCCCUUCCUGGGAAGGUUUCUUCUGCAAAACCCCAGGGCUCCUGGGCUGAGCUGCCUGCUCUGCUGUUGCAGGAGGCAGGGGCUCAUGACCAGCUGGGCCUGUGUUCGGUGUGGCACAUGGAUGUCUGUUUCUCUGAAUCAGAUGACUCAGGUAAUGAUUUUAGCCUUGCUCUGCCAUGAGCUGGCUGUGUGCCCUUGGGCCACUUAGCCUCCCUGACCUCAGUGUCUCUGGGCGAAGACCAAUGUUUGCCAGAGGGUGACAAUGCAAAUGAAACAUGAAGUGCCCAGGCUACCCAAGAUGACAGCUACGUUGUUGGGGUUGCUCCUCGAGCCUGUGAUGAUACUGGGUCAGGAGGUGACAGGUGACUUCUUCCUAGCUGACUCCAGGUCUUGGCCUUAGAGCUAACCGAACUGAUACCUGUCCAGAAGCUCAGAGGGUCCCUUGGCCAGGGCCCCCACCCCACUGACUGGGAUGGACAUUGACCAUGGGGCCCCAGGUGUCUGGCCCGUCCUGGCCUGUCCCCAGUAUGAAGAGGUCAAGGCCUAGUGCACAGCCCCUGCCAUUCUGUGUCUGCAUCCGUCAAGGAGGCCAAGCACCUGGCAGUGCUGGUGCUCUAGGGGUGAACUCUGUGCCUAUUCUGGGAGCAGACACUCAGAGUCCUCUGUUGGGAGGCCAGAGCCCUGGAGGAAGGGAACACGGCCUCGGAAGGGACUCACGCUCUGGGGCCAAGGGAUGCCAAGUGCCGCAGCUGCGACAAAAAGGAAAUGGCCUCACCGUCAGAAAGGGACAAACAAGCUGUGGUACCUUCACUCUACUGAAUCCUGUGCGGCAGUUAAGUGAAUCCACCAGACCUUUUUCUCUUGACAUUGGUCCCCCCAAAUGUGAAAAAACAGACUGCAGAAUGGCAGUCUAUGAUAGGACAACCUUACUGUGAAUUUUUAAACCUUACAGCAAUACCUAUGUUAUUCUUGAGUGUAGAUGCGGUAAAAUGUAAAAGUGAGAACGAGGACACAUGUCAAGUUUAUGAUUGUGGUGGCCUUGGGUGGGGGAGGGGUGUGUUUCCCUAGGUGGUCCUUAUUUCACAGCUGGGAACACAUCCAGAAAAAGACUUAAAAAAGAUCUUUUUUAAAAGACUUCUUUAAACAGACCUUUUAAAAAAAGAAAGGUUAAUGUCAGAAGGUCCAACAUCAAUAUAGUCAGUUCCUGCCAGGGACCAUGGGAGAGGAGCACCACUGAAAAGAAAGAUGGCAAAGAAUUUUCCUAGAUAGAACACCAAAGCUCAGAUUCUGGAAGCCAAAUAAUCACCAAACAGAAUGAAGAAGAAACCCCCGCUUACAGUCCUCAUCAUGGGACUUGGUUCACUCACUGCUGUACUUUCAGUCCCUGGAACAGUGCCCGCACCCCUCAAGUGCUUUAUAGCAGGGGGAGAAUGAAUGGAUGAAGGAAAACUGCAGAACACCAGCCACAAACAUUAAGAUCCCCAAAGCAGCCAGGUAGAAAAGAUACCAUCCUAAAAGGAAUGAGUUACACCAGCAACUAAUGACUUAACAGCAGCCACAACAGACGUCAGAAGACAGGAAUGUUAUCUUCAAAGUAGUGAUAAAAAUAACCACCCAAAGUUGUGUGCUAGGGAUUAUCUCUCAGGGAUUUGGGUGAAAUAAGGACACUCCGAGAAAUGACAAGAGUUUAUCACCCACAGACCUUCAAGACAGAAACAGCUAAAGAAUGUUUUUGUGGAAGGACAUUUUUCCAUAAGGAAAAUGUGACAAGCAUGAAGGAAAUCAUAAACAUGGUUUAGUGUUCAUGACAAUAAUAUGUUUCAGGAGGGGUUGACCAGACACAGUGUUGUAAAGUCUUUUUUUUGUCCAGAAAGAAGGUAAAUACUGGAUUAACUUUAGACUUUGUCAAAUAGUACAUAUUAAAGUGUCUUGGAUUACCACUGAAAAAA